Messenger RNA from Diabrotica virgifera virgifera (western corn rootworm), 744 nucleotides. RefSeq lists its product as uncharacterized. Lineage: Eukaryota; Metazoa; Arthropoda; Insecta; Coleoptera; Chrysomelidae. The coding region runs from base 82 to 654 and encodes 190 amino acids. The record is from RefSeq and is a predicted model, not a curated record. The transcript is spliced from 4 exons.
AAGGGGGUAUAAAAGCACAAUUUCUUCAUCAGUCUCUACAGUUCUCGUUUUGUAACAAAGUGGUUGAUAAGUUUUAUAAAAAUGUACAAGUACCUCCUUUUUGUCUCCCUUAUUGGAUUAAGCACAUGUUUCCCCGGCAUCAUUGACUCUGGACAUGGUCUCAGCUCAUGGAAUGGUGGCGGCGCAGAUUGGCAAAAGGCUUUGGCUAGUGUAGGAAUCGGUGCUAGUCUGGGCCACUCCCCUGGAUUGGAUGAUGGUCAUGGCCAGGGAUCCCCUGACGGUUCAAUCGGUGGUGAUUUCCAUCACGGAGUGAGCGUGGUUAGUACUGGAGGCGGAAAUAAAGGAGCUGUAUUCGAUUUAACCAAUCAAGGAGAUGCAGGCCACCAUGGAGCCUUUGGAGGCAGUUUCGUAGCUUCUAGCAAAUACAGCGCUGGUGGCCAUGGAGGAGAUGGCGGAAGCUCUGGUGGAUUUGGAGGUCACGGAGGAUACGGAGUUUCAGAGGGUACCGGCUUCGCUGGACACUACAGUGACGUUUUAGGAGCCAGUCAACCAGUUGCUGGAUAUGACGGUGGACAUCUUGGAGGUGGCCACGAAGCACUUACUGCUCUUCAGGGAAGCAUCGGCGGAGGAGAAGGAUUAGGAGGAUACCAUUAGUAGUACAUUGAUUGUUAUUUUUGUUGUUGUUGUUUUUGUACAUAUUUAUUUUUUUAUUGUUUUUAUUGAAUAAAUUUUGUUAUAAAAUAA